Molecule: messenger RNA, 1008 nt
Organism: Echinostoma caproni
Lineage: Eukaryota; Metazoa; Platyhelminthes; Trematoda; Plagiorchiida; Echinostomatidae
Source: the annotation of a GenBank genome assembly
AUGAACCCAGUAGUAGACCCCCUAGUCGCGGCGGAAAGCUUUGACCCGGAAAAGGAUAAUGACAUAGCUGAGGAUGAGAAUAAACCAGUUUACCCCAAAACAGACAGCCAACGAGCACGUCUGAGCAAUGCAGUGAAGGAAAUUUUAUUGUUUCGUUGCUUGGAUGAGGUUGCCUCGUUCAAAGCAAAACAGUUGAUCUCAGCGUACGCUUUAUUUUUAUUCCUAAUCAUACAGGAACAAAAAUCCUAUGUGAUAGACGCAAUGCAAGAAAAACAAGUGAAAGCCGGCGAUACCGUAAUCUCACAAGGCGAUGACGGGGACAAUUUUUACGUUGUGGAGUCCGGGACCUAUGACAUUUAUGUUCGCUCGUCGUCAGAUCCACCCACGGAAUUGGGUAAAAAAGUGGGUUCCUAUGUGGACCAUGGAUCGUUUGGUGAACUGGCCCUAAUGUACAACACAUCGCGUGCCGCAACCAUUAAGGCAGCAACGGAUGGAAUUUUGUGGCUUAUGGACCGAAACACGUUCCGGCGAAUCGUGCUCAAAGCUGCAUUUCUCAAACGGCAACUGUAUGAGAAUUUGAUCGAGGAGGUUCCCUUACUGAAGGAAUUGAGCGCGUACGAGCGAAUCAGUGUGGCCGAUGCGCUCCAAUCUCGUGUCUAUCCGGACAACGCUGCAAUAAUCACGCAAGGGGAGCCGGGAAAAGAAAUGUUUUUCAUUGAGUCCGGUGCAGUGAGAAUAGUUGUUCGUGAGAAAAACAAAGAAGUGGAAGUGAAUAAACUGGAGAAAGGUGCUUACUUCGGCGAACUGGCUCUAAUUGCGAAGAAACCACGUGCUGCAUCGGUCUUUGCAGUUGGUAAAACACGAGUGGCUGUCUUGGACGUCGCGAGCUUUGAAAGGCUCAUGGGUCCGUGUCAAGAAGUAAUGCAACGCAAUAUCGACACUUAUGAAAAACAACUAAAAGAACUUCUUGGAUCCGACUAUCACCUGAUGAGUAAAACUGGUAAAUAA